Vigna unguiculata (cowpea) is the source of this 1321-nucleotide messenger RNA. It is a transcript of the gene CCS, whose product is annotated as copper chaperone for SOD1. Lineage: Eukaryota; Viridiplantae; Streptophyta; Magnoliopsida; Fabales; Fabaceae. Gene Ontology annotation, biological process: superoxide metabolic process. Gene Ontology annotation, molecular function: copper ion binding. The record is from RefSeq and is a predicted model, not a curated record.
AGAAUGAAGUGGCAUGAAACAAACAUAGAGGUAGCUACCUACCUACCAGCCAGAGUGCAUUUUGUUCUGUGUAAUAAAUAAGAAGGAAUAGUUGGGAGUAAAAUGGCAUUUCUGAGGUCAGUAGCAACAACAGCAACUGCUGUAGCAGCUAUUCCUGCAGCAUUCGCCUUCUCUUCUCUUUCAUCUUCUCCAUCUUCUUCAUCAUCAUCAUCAUCUUCUUCUUUCUCUCGCUCUUCCCAAUCUUCCAAUUCCCCCAAUAGAUUCGGCCUUCUCAAAACACUUGCUACCCCUCCCUCUGUUCUCCACAUGGACCACAAACUCUCUUCUCAGCCUGAUGCCGUCUUGCCCGAGUUACUGACGGAGUACAUGGUGGAUAUGAAAUGCGAAGGUUGUGUUAAUGCUGUCAAAAAUAAGUUGCACGAGGUUAAUGGAGUUAAGAACGUAGAGGUGGACUUGAGCAAUCAGGUUGUAAGGAUUCUUGGUUCAACGCCGGUUAAGACUAUGACUGAAGCCUUGGAGCAAACUGGUAGAAAAGCCCGGUUAAUUGGACAAGGAAUACCGGAAGAUUUCUUGAUAUCUGCUGCUGUUUCCGAAUUCAAAGGUCCAGAUAUUUUUGGUGUUAUUCGCCUAGCUCAAGUAAACAUGGAACUAGCUAGGAUUGAAGCCAACUUUAGUGGGCUGUCACCAGGAAAGCACGGUUGGUCUAUUAAUGAGUUUGGAGAUUUGACUAGAGGUGCAGCAAGCACUGGUAAAAUAUUCAAUCCAAUAACUGAGGAAAACACCAAAGAGCCACUUGGCGACCUGGGAACACUAGAAGCCAAUGAAAAUGGUGAUGCCUUCUACACUGGAGUCAAAGAAAAGCUGAGGGUGGCUGAUCUUAUUGGAAGAUCUGUGGUGGUAUAUGCAACAGAAGAUAAAACAAAAGAUGGUAUAACUGCCGCAGUAAUUGCCAGAAGUGCAGGAGUCGGUGAGAACUAUAAAAAGCUCUGUACGUGUGAUGGCACCAUUAUAUGGGAUGCCACGGAUAAAGAUUUUGUAUCCAGCAAGGCCUGACACAGUAAUUCACUGAAAGCAAAGCAUUGCUAUUUAGUUGUCUUGUCCCCAUCAGCAAUAUUGUACUUCUGAAGAUCGCAUACCUCUUUCAGAUGUAAUUCAUCUCUCUUUGAUUUAUUCUGAAUUUCUUCUCCAGAAUUAUGAACUUAUUUUUUUGGUUAAGAUGGAUGUUAAUUUGACAUAAAUUAGAGUUAUUUUAGAUAUUUUAAUAAUUGUUGGACAUUAAGAAAAUUGCAUAAUAAAAAAAAUGUAGUAAAAAUUGUUCAGA